CUGCGUUUACCCAGUGGAACAUUCCAGUGUGUGCUCGGCUCUGACAGACCCAGGACAGUGAGGGAGGGUCAACAUGGCGUCCGAGCAGGAGAGCUCAAAUGGUCCGGUGAAGAAGUCAAUGCGUGAGAAGGCUAUUGAGAGAAGGGCCGUUAGUAAGGAACACAACAGUAACUUCAAGGCUGGAUACGUGCCCAUAGAGGAAGAGAGACUGCACAAGACAGGGCUGAGGGGUCGAAAAGGCAACAUUGCCGUGUGCAUCAUCGUCUUGCUCUUCCUGCUUGCACUCAUCAACCUUAUUAUAACACUGGUGAUCUGGACGGUUAUUCGGAUCGGCCCUAACGGCUGCGACAGUAUGGAGUUCCAUGAGAGCGGCCUACUGCGCUUUAAGCAGAAAGCUGACAUGGGGGUGGUUCACCCACUGCACAAGAGCACUGUGGGAGGGAGGAAGGACCAGGACCUUGUCAUCACUGGCAACAACAACCCAGUGGUGUUUCAACAAGGCAACACCAGGCUAAGCGUUGAAAAAGACAAAACGUCUAUCACCAGUGACCUGGGUGUUUCUUUUACUGACCCACGCACACAAACCACCUUCUUCAGCACAGACUUUGAUAACCACGAGUUCCACUUACCCAAACAGGUCAAUGUGCUCAACGUAAAGAAAGCCUCCACUGAAAGGAUCACAAGCAACGCGUCGUCCGAUCUGAUGAUCGGAGGUGACGGCAAGGCCAUCAUUCGUGGAAACGAGGGCGUCUUCAUCAUGGGCAAGACGGUUGAGUUCAAGAUGGGUGGUGAUAUUGAACUGAAAGCCGAGAACAGCAUUAUUCUGAACGGCUCGGUGAUGUUUAGUCCAUCGCACAUCCCUAACACCUCUCAAGGGGUUGUGUAUUUCAACGAAGGCCUGGAGAGGUACAAGCUCUGUAUGUGUGCAGAUGGGACCCUGUUCAGAGUGCAAGUCAAAUAUCCUAACAUGGGCUGCCAGACCACGGAUAACCCCUGUGGAGCUGCGCACUGAGAGCGGGGGAAUUCCACAAGACGCACACACACACACCCACCCACUGAAACGCACCUUCUGAGUACUGAUAACACUUGUACAAGAUAAAGUUCAUGGAAUAUUUUAUAUAGAGAUUGCUCUAUAGCCACAGAGAGCAACAUAAGUUACAUAAAAUCUAAAUACACCCAAGAUUUUGCUGUGUUUAAGUCCAGACCAUACACACAUUUAUUUUAUAAUUACUCCUGAGUUUACAAACUUGGCCAAAGAGCCGCCGGUGAUUUAUCAUUGAUUCAUCUUGCCAUUUUUAGAGUUUGUAACGCUGAUUGCUCUUAAGCAUUGAUGUUGGAUGAGGAUUUCUAGUUUAAUGUUUUACUUAAAGGCAGUAUUAUCUUUUUAUUUUUUUGGAAUGUAUAAGAAAUUAUCUCUCUGGAUUAUGGUAUAUGCUCCAACUGAUAAAAACUCUUAUGGAAACAGCAGCCUUGCGGGCCGUGACGUACUACACAGGGUGUCUGAGAUAUCUCUAUAUAGUUCUAUGUCGGCAGCUGUAUAUAGCUCAGAUAUCCCAGAUUCACUUUAAAACAAACCUCAGUUCACUUACUCAAGAAACCGAAAUGUAUUAAAAAGGGAUGUUAAAAGGGACGAUUUGUUCACCGUUGUGUUUUAACCCUGUACUCAUAAGUCACUUAACCUGCUAAACUAAACUGCUGUUGCCGCCAGUCAUACGCUUGAUAUAUAGUAGAAUGGCAUUAAGAUUUGCAUCCGAGAUGUCGUGCCCAAUCAGGUUUACUGUAUUCACAGUGCCAUAUGAUUUUAAAAACAUCGUGUGCUGCAAAAAAAAAAAAAAAAAGGGCAUGGAUGCACUUGAAGAUACAAUGAAUUUUGUCAGUCAUUUAUGAAUUUUUGUUUUGCGCUUUAUAUCAUCUUUGCUAAGAUGGAAAUAGAAACCAUGUGGUAUUUGAGUUGUUUGAUAUUUCGUGCAAUAUAACACACAGUAUUUUGUUUGGCUCUGAGGUUUUCAUGUGUAAUAUUUAUUCGAAUUAUUUCGUUUUCUUUCGAGGGUGCGUUUAAAUGACGAUUUGACGUUCAUUAACUUGUGUUACAUGCAUACAAGCAGCUGCAGUUUAAAAGGGAAAUAAUUUUUCAUUCAAAU
Tachysurus vachellii is the source of this 2141-nucleotide messenger RNA. RefSeq names its product sarcoglycan, beta (dystrophin-associated glycoprotein) (gene sgcb). The record is from RefSeq and is a predicted model, not a curated record. The transcript is spliced from 6 exons. Gene Ontology annotation, cellular component: sarcoglycan complex; sarcolemma. The coding region runs from base 74 to 1012 and encodes 312 amino acids. Gene Ontology annotation, biological process: muscle organ development. Lineage: Eukaryota; Metazoa; Chordata; Actinopteri; Siluriformes; Bagridae.